This is a messenger RNA of Linum tenue, 1766 nucleotides long. The record is from the annotation of a GenBank genome assembly. Lineage: Eukaryota; Viridiplantae; Streptophyta; Magnoliopsida; Malpighiales; Linaceae.
AUGCGGAUCAGUUUGAGUAGGCUGAAGCCUAGGUUGCGGCGGCGAGCGAAGGUUUCUCUGGCGGUGGCGAUUCCUUCUAUGGCGGCGGCGAAGAAAGGCUUCUCUGGCGACAGCGACAGCAGGAAGAACUUCCUGCAAUUCCUCUCCUUCUUCUCGUUCCUCCUCCUGCAGUCCAAUUCGAUUGAUGCGGCGGCGACUCCUUCUCUGGCGGCGGCAACGACAAGGAGAACCAUCCUGCGAUUCCUUCCCUCUUCUCGUUCCUCCUCGUGCGGUCCGCCUCGAUCGAUUCCUCUCACUCUUCUCGUUCCUUCUCUAACGGCAGCGGCGACGGUGGGAAGACUUACGGAGAAAAAGGGGACGGAGAAAGUUCGUCCAGCGAGGCUCCGGCAAGUUCCAGCGGUGCCCGUUGAGGAGUUCAGCCGGCAGCUGCCUGAAAAUGUCGACGGUGUGAUCUCAUGCUUGGAUUCGGUGGUCAUCAAAUUGAAGAAAUGUUGUGAAAGCCUGAGGAAUACGAAGAGGAGGGUGGAAGGUUUCGAGCGGAAUAUAGAAGACUUGAAGAAGGAGCUGGCGAAGAGGAAGUCACCAGUGGAGAUUGCGGCAAAGAAUAUCCCGUCGGAGAAGGGCAAGGUGGAAGCUCAGGCGCUGAUCGUUCUGGAGGCUCAAGCAGAAGUGAGAAAGAACCAAAGGGAUCUUGAGGUACGAGAGGAGAAGCUCAAAACGAAGAUCAUAGAGUUCCAGGUUCGUGAUUUCAGGAAUAUGUGGAAGCCAAGGAGGAGAGCAUUGGUCAAAAUGCUAAGGAUGUCAAAGAAGCUGGCUAUGGGUAAAGAGGUGAAAGGUACUAGUCAAACAGUGGAUAGAUUUGAAGGAGCACACCUUCAGCUUUUAAAGGUCAUGAAUGGACAAGAGCUGCAGAUCUUUUUGAAUGAGGGUUAUUCUUUUGUGAAAGGUGAUGUUGCUACAUUUCUCACAUUGGCAACAGAUCCUGCCAAAUUAGUCUUGGAUGCAAUCCAAGGUUUCUAUCCUCCUCAUUUGGCGAAGCAAGGAGUUACAUUUGAAGUCAGGAAGAGCUGCAUUUUCUUAUUGGAGCAGCUAGCAUACUUGGCUCCUGUCAUUUCCCCAUCUGCAAAAAAGGAAGCUCACGAACUAUCAGCCAAAUGGAUGAAUAAGGUGCGGGGGAAUGAGUUGGACGAAGUUCUCGGUGUCCAACUUCUAGGAUCCUUGUUGUUGAUUACGGCUUAUGGGCUUCGGUCGGAUUAUGGUGACAAGUUAUUAGCAGUUAUGUUGCGUCGCGCUUCUUGGGUAGCCAGCCACAGCCAGGCAACCAUGCUGCUGAAACACCUUGGGCUAGCACAGCGAAUGGCGAUUGAUAUUAAAGAGCUAGAUGAGCAGAGCCUGUAUGAUGAAGCAGAGAGACUCAAGGCUAGAUUUGGAACUGACAUUGAUAUGGAGGAUGAAGAAUGAAUGAUAAUCGUUUUGUCUUGAUCAAAGAGUGCUUUGUUAGCAUCAACUCCAGCUUGCUGCAGUAUGCCUCCAUCUUGUCUCUAGCCAUGUCAAGACUCUUUAUUUUUAGACUGAUGAACCAGCUCAAUGCUUGAAUAGAAAUUUUCUGCUCUUCCACUGAUUCAAGCAAGCUCUUUGCUGCGUUCGUUUCUUGGACUGAAGUAAUUUCUGCUACUGUAUUUCACUUUUAACUAGUGUCUUGACUUUUGAUGGAUAUUUCCGUAGCACUUAGUGCAGCUUCUUUCAGCUCAAAAUGAUUUCAGAAC